Bombus terrestris (buff-tailed bumblebee) is the source of this 1188-nucleotide messenger RNA. RefSeq names its product RIB43A-like with coiled-coils protein 2. The transcript is spliced from 7 exons. NCBI's taxonomy places the organism in Eukaryota, Metazoa, Arthropoda, Insecta, Hymenoptera, Apidae. The record is from RefSeq and is a predicted model, not a curated record. The coding region runs from base 13 to 1140 and encodes 375 amino acids.
GAAUUUGGCACGAUGCUGAAGUUUCAAACCGCGACCAAAGAAGACCUGAAACUGGCCGCAUCCAUUCAGCGCAGACGGCAGAUAGAUGCGGAAAGAAAGGAACGAAUAUUCAAUCCACGAUUCAGGAAAAUCGGAAUAGACAAGGAAUUCUUGGACAAACAGGUCGCGGAAAAGAAGCAGCAACGCGAGCUGGAACAGGCCCGAGAAUCUCAGCUCGACGAGAAUUUGAUUCGCAGUAGUAAGGUCGCUUUACUGCUGGAAAAAGAACAAGAAGAGGAAAGGCGAAAUAUAAAUAAGGAGAUCGAACACUUUAGACAGCAGUAUCAGCGUGCUGAGCAGCGUCGGGAUUUCGAUCUUUACGAUCCGACUGCUCUUAAAAAAGGCGACGUCCACCUUUCUUUUGAAGCUGGUUUUGGGCAGAAAUUCGCUGGCGAGGACGAUAAUGCAAAAGAACGGUCGAAAGCGCAGAAAGAAGAGAUGAGGUGGUGGAUCGAAAAGCAAAAGAACGAACGUAUGCAGGCGGAGAGGGAACGCGAGGAAGCCGAGAAAGCCGAGGAAGCAGCUGUCAUCUCCAGGGACAAGCGUGCCAUGGCGUUAGAUCAGAUGGAACGGGACUGUCGUCGAAGAUUGAACGAAGCCACCGCGCAAUUUAAUCGAGCUCUGGCUGAGGAGCAGAAGUACCGCCGCCACUGCGAAGCCCUUCAAGAGGAGGAGGACAAGAAGGCGGAUAUCUACAAUCACGUGACUGGGGACUUCCUUACGGAAGCCAAAGAGCAGGCGGAGAGCACUCAUGGACCGCACAAACCGUUGGCCUCACGUUACAAGGGCAUGACUGCGGACGAGCUUAGGGUUUUCAGAGAGGCGCAAACACAGCAGCUGAAAGAAAUCGAGAAAAUGAGAUUAGAGGAGAAGCAAAGGGACAAGGAAUGGGAUCGGUUAAUGAACACCCAGGCAGAGAUAGCGGAUUCGUAUCAACGUGAAAUUGACCGGAGAAGAACAGAGAUUAAGAAGAAGAUAGCAGAGGAGAAUUUGGAACUCGCGCAACAACACAAAUCUCAUCAGAAUUAUUUGAACCGUGUGCUCUACAAAAACAAACCGACUGCAGCCUUUUUUGAACAAUUUAACAGAGACGCCCGUUAAAACGAAAGCUUAUACAAUGAUACGAAUAAAUGACUUUUUUUAUAUGGA